Molecule: messenger RNA, 2445 nt
Organism: Nannizzia gypsea CBS 118893
Lineage: Eukaryota; Fungi; Ascomycota; Eurotiomycetes; Onygenales; Arthrodermataceae
Product: cap binding protein
Exons: 7
Coding region: 1-2445 (814 amino acids)
Biological process (GO): nuclear-transcribed mRNA catabolic process, nonsense-mediated decay; mRNA export from nucleus
Cellular component (GO): nucleus; nuclear cap binding complex
Molecular function (GO): mRNA binding; RNA cap binding
Source: RefSeq, a predicted model, not a curated record
AUGGUGGAACAUGAACAGCGCAAACAGGGGCAUGGAGGAGGGUAUAAUAGGAAGAGAAGAUAUAGAGAUGACGAGGGAGGUGAUCGAUAUCGACAGCAGCGUAGAAGAUACGAAGAGCCGAUUGCUGCGAUUGUUAGGAGACAGCUAUUGAACGUUGCGGAACCGACUUCAAGACGUCCAGAAGAUGAUAUCCCUAGAAUCGCGAAGAUGGUUGCAGACAAUUACUCGGAUGAGGUGAUGAAGGCGGCCUUUGAGGAGCUUAUCCUGCAGAUGGUCCUCGAACAACCAUUGAAAAUCCCCUUUGUCGCUGCAGUCGUCCUCCUACUCAACAAUUUUAAACCAGAAGCCACCGCCCAGAUUAUCUCCAAGAUUGGAGAACAAGCUGUUCUGUACGUGGGACAGGGCCAUUGGCGAAAUGUCAAGCUUAUGUUGCGGUUCCUGGCAUGUCUGCAGGGCAUCUUUGAAGGCGAUGGUAUAUUCCCAGUGCUGGAGGAGCUAUUUUCGCGUGCUGUUGACCUUCAGACCGGCUCGUCUGAAGAUUCUCUUGGAUUGGAGCUCGUCAACAUUAUUCUCUACACCAUCCCUUACAUCAUGGCCUCGUCUGCCACCGGGCUCGAGUCUCAUGCCUCUGCCUUACUGGAAAAGACAGAUAUCAUUGCAUCAACCCCACAUACGCUUGAAGCAAUCGUUGACCCCUUCCCUAAGAAACCAGGCGAGGAAGAAGGCUCCAGAUUAAGUGCAUUAGGCCUGAUCCAGAAACAGCUGCAAGAGGAAUCUGCUCAGUCGUGGAAACUCGCCUGUAUUCCAAGGCCGUGGAAAGAACCACUCGCUCAAAAGGAGCAAAAGCAAAAUGGCGACGAGGAAGAGAAAAAGGAGGAUGAAGAAGCCCCCAAGGCCCCUACCAAACAUGCUUUCCCAGAGAUUGCAGUGCCCAACCCAGUCAAGAACGGACCUAGGGCGAUUUUCCCUGAGAUCUAUUUCUCCGUCUAUACCCACCAGGACGUUGACACGGUUCCUCCAACAUCCGAUAUUGCAUCUUCAUUGGUCCGUGAUGCAUUGGUUGAUACUAUUAACGUUCUUGACUUCAACCGAAAUGCAACGGCCAAAUUCCUCAUCGAUGUGGACUGCUACUUUGCACCGGACACCUUCGUCAAACGAGCUGUCCCCGUAGACCAACUCCGGGACUCCCCAUCCCCUGAGAAGUCAACCUGGAAGCCAGAGGAUGUCGCUGUUGACGCUGCCUUCUCUCAGCUCCUGCAAUUGCCAUUCCCAGAACAUAAACUGGUAUAUUACCAUUCGGUACUUACGGAGUCUUGCAAGAUUGCUCCCGCUGCAGUUGCCCCUAGUUUGGGACGUGCGAUUCGUUUCGUGUAUCGAAACAUCGAUAAGUUGGAUCUUUCACUUGCCCAUAGAUUCUUGGAUUGGUUCUCUCACCAUCUGAGCAACUUUGGUUUCACAUGGAAGUGGACUGAGUGGGUUGCCGACCUUGAGCUGCCAGAUGUCCAUCCUAAGAAGGCCUUUAUUAUUGGCGCUAUAGACAAGGAGAUCCGUCUUAGUUUCGCACAGAGAAUUAAAGGAACGCUUCCAGAGCCUUAUCACGAAUUAAUCACUGAAGGCAAAGAGAAGGAUACGCCGGAUUUCAAGUUUUCGCAAGAGACAACUCCGUAUUCAAAAGAAGGACAAGAGCUUAUGAAACUCAUCCGCCAGAAAUCAUCGGAUGAAGAAAUUCAAGCUGUGAUCACUUCCAUCGAAGAACAAGCUCAGACUCACGGACUGACUGAUCCUCUCAUUGCUUCUACGGACGUUUACAUGACCUCCAUCUGCUACGUGGGAUCCAAGUCUCUUUCUCACUUUCUUUCCUGCAUUGAGCGCUGCAAGGACCGACUUCUUGCCAUUGGUCCGAAGUCUGGUGCCGCACGCCGUCAAAUGAUCAAUUCAGUCAUGGAAUACUGGGCCGACCAGCCUGGAAUCGGCAUCAACAUCAUCGACAAGCUAUUGAAUUACACCAUUCUCACCCCUCUCUCUGUCCUCGAAUGGGCGCUAGUUGACAACCUCGCUGCAGGUUCAACGUUGGCAAAACCACAUAUCUUCGAAAUGAUAGCUGCCACCAUGCGCAAAGUGACGAACCGCAUGCGCCAGAUUGUGGCAGCCAGAACUCAACCAACACUCUAUGAACCACAGCUCAGCAUACUAGACGAAACUCUCAAGAAAGAGAAGGCGGAUAUGCUUUCUAUGUUCCAGCUGAUUGAAGAUACACUAGUUCCCGUAGCGGGCGGAUACAGCGAUGGGAUAAUGGAACGGACAGAGGACGAUGCACUCCAGACUGAAAAUGUGAUGAUACAGCAGUGGGGAAGCAGAUGGCUGAAUGUCUUUAGACGUAAAGUUGCAGUUGAGAGAGCAUUCAUCGACGAGGCGAUGGCUUCUGCUCCUGCUCUUGACGCUUGA